CUUCCCACGGCUGCCUGCCGCCAUGCAGACCUCCCCGGCCGUCUGCUCCAUCUGCCUCCUGCUCCAGAUUGCCUUCCCUGCUGGGAAAGGGUGGCAAGUGCUUAAAAAUGAUGCCACGGAGAUCAUUCCCGAGUACACCGAGAUGCCGGCGGAGGACCAGCAGCCCUACACCCAAAGCGAGAAUGACACCAUGAGCAACCGGGCACAGCAAGGAGAGAGGCACCCCCAGGUUUCUCUGGGCCAGAUCGAACCUCAGGAGUUCACCUGCCGGGAGAUGUAUUCUACCCGCUAUAUCACCAACGGUCUGUGCCGCAGCAUUAAGCCAAUCAGGGAGCUGGUCUGUUCCGGGCAGUGCCUGCCCUCCCAUCUCCUGCCUAACUCCAUUGGCAAGGGCAAAUGGUGGCGGCAGAAUGCUCUGGAUUACCGCUGCAUCCCCGCACACAGUCGCCCGCAGCGGGUCCAGCUCGCCUGCCCCGACGAGGAGACUCGGACUAUCAAGAUCAGAGCCAUCACCUCUUGCAAGUGCAAACGGUACACCCGCUACCACAACCGUUCCCAGCUUAAAGAUUUCAGCAAAGAGACUGCCCGGCCUCAGAAGAACAAAAAAACACGUCUCUCAAGGGCCAGGGGCAGUAAGGCCAACCAGCCCGAGCUCGAGAACUCCUACUAGCAUGAGGUUUUUUUUCGUGAGACCCGGCCUGGGAGUGUAGAGAGGUUUUUUUUGC
Messenger RNA from Gekko japonicus, 725 nucleotides. It is a transcript of the gene SOST, whose product is annotated as sclerostin. Gene Ontology annotation, biological process: ossification; negative regulation of BMP signaling pathway; negative regulation of Wnt signaling pathway. Gene Ontology annotation, molecular function: BMP binding. The record is from RefSeq and is a predicted model, not a curated record. NCBI's taxonomy places the organism in Eukaryota, Metazoa, Chordata, Lepidosauria, Squamata, Gekkonidae. The transcript is spliced from 2 exons. Bases 23 to 670 code for a protein of 215 amino acids.